CACAAUGCUUUUCUCAUUGUUGUUAAUCUGCUUUCUCUCCACAGCUCAGCUUCAAACUGUGGCUGACAAUGAAAUUAUUUCACAUUUAAGGCAAACAGAAUCACAGGCAGCAGAUACAGGAAAUCUCUCAGACAACCAACAAACCUGUUCACAGGACAUCAAUGCAGUGCUGAGAGAGAUGAGCUCCUCAUUGGCUGGACUGAAGGUUGGUAUGGAGUAUCUACAGAGAGAUAAUGAAGCCAAGACAAACGAACUGGACUUGUUAAAACAACAAUACCAAGAGCAAGUGACAAAAGUAAGACGUCUUGAGCAGCAGAACCAAGCUCAGAUAGGAGAACUGAUCAGUGUUAAAACCAGGACAAACAACACUGAAAACCAAGUGGAGGUUCUGAAGAGAGAAAGAGAAGUGAAACAAGUGGCUUUCUCAGCUUCCUUGAUGGCAUCAGGUUCAGGACAUAUUGGACCAUUUAACACACAUACACCUCUAGUCUUCAGACAUGUUGUUGCAAAUAUUGGAAAUGCCUACAACCCAAACACAGGUUUUUUCAUUGCCCCGGUGAGAGGAGCCUAUCACUUUGAGUUUCACUUAUAUGGAGUUGGACAUGCAUCAUAUCCAACAGCUGCUGUGUUGGUCAGGAAUGGGAACAAUAUUGUCAUCGCAUAUGAACAUCAGGCUUCCUACUAUGUUAACCCAUCUAAUGGUGCCACAUUGCUGUUAGAAACUGGAGAUGUUGUGUUUUUGCGUCAGUGGCAAAACUCAAGGAUUUAUGACAGUGAAAAUCAUCCCACAACCUUCAGUGGUCACUUGCUUUUCACUAUGUGAGCAGAAAACAGUCCUAAUGUAUUUCUGCCGCAAGAGUGCAUCAGAAGAAGUACAUGAUUUUUUAUAAUUGCAUUAAAUAAUUUUUAUUGUUUCAUUUUGUCUUAAAUUUCCACAAUAAUUUACCAGCCACAAUGGUUCUAAGGCUUCUCUUUCAAUUUUUCUAUUUUUAAUAGAUUACACACAAAAUGCAACUUAGAACUUCAAUUUAGUUUUGUUGAAACAUUUAUUGUAAUGCACAGUUUGUUUCAGAUCAAAAUUGUUCACUUUUAAAUGGACUAAACCUGAAUCUGUGUAUGGUUCUAUCCGUGUAUGGUUUGUUCUUUACGAAAAAACCAAAGAACGAACCAUACACGGGUUAACCUGAAGGUGUUAUUUGUAGUAUUUAAUAAAAUUUGUUUUUGAAAAUUAAAAAUAUGUCCAUAUGUCUUUUGAGUGACCACAGAAAUAGAAAAUCAUUGAACCAGGAACAAUUGUUUUUUCCAAUUUGUGUGUGUUAUUAAUGUGUAAAAUAUUUCAAAUAAAGUUUUUAAAGUUAUGCUAAUUAAGUUCAUGGUUUAA
Molecule: messenger RNA, 1381 nt
Organism: Poecilia reticulata (guppy)
Lineage: Eukaryota; Metazoa; Chordata; Actinopteri; Cyprinodontiformes; Poeciliidae
Molecular function (GO): protein binding
Source: RefSeq, a predicted model, not a curated record